Molecule: messenger RNA, 2933 nt
Organism: Neoarius graeffei (lesser salmon catfish)
Lineage: Eukaryota; Metazoa; Chordata; Actinopteri; Siluriformes; Ariidae
Gene: rsph10b
Product: radial spoke head 10 homolog B
Exons: 19
Coding region: 22-2619 (865 amino acids)
Source: RefSeq, a predicted model, not a curated record
UUCUGUGUUCUCGUCCCCGUAAUGGCGGAAGGAGAUCAAGAGGGAAUGUCGGACAGAGUGACAGAUACUAAAUUAUCUGUGAAUGAAGUGGAGAAUGUGUCCGCGUUGAGCGAGGCUUCAGAAGGGCCCGGGGACCGAGCAGAGCCUGCCGAGUCUCCAGCAUCACGGACUGCAGGAGAGACAGAGACACCAGCCGAGCCUGAGGCUGCAGCUGCCCGCGUCCUCGCACCCUCACUCACUCAGAGAUAUGAAGGUGCCAGAUCUGGAGAGUUGUUCCACGGGGAAGGAAUUGCCUACUUUAGGGGUGGACAUGUAUACAAGGGAAACUUUGUAGAUGGCUUGAUGCAUGGUCAUGGAGAAUACACAUGGGCAGACGGUUUAAAGUAUGAGGGGGACUUUAAAUCCAAUGCUCCUAUGGGACAUGGGACAUACACAUGGUUAGAUUGUAGCACCUAUGAAGGAGACAUAUGCAAUGGUAUCCGCCAUGGCACUGGAACUUACAAAUCUCCCAAAACCUGCACUGUAUACAGAGGGCAAUGGAACAAAGGCCAAAGAUAUGGCAAGGGAACAAUGUAUUACAAUCAAGAGGCAACAUCAUGGUACGAAGGUGAUUGGGAAAACAACCGAAGAGAAGGUUGGGGUAUUCGCUGCUAUCCAUCAGGAGAUACUUAUGAAGGCCAGUGGAAGAACAGUGUCAGACAUGGAGAAGGAACAAUGAAAUGGAUUCACCUGGGUCAGCAAUACAGUGGGCAAUGGCUAAAUGGUGUUCAGCAUGGACACGGGACACACACAUGGUUUCUGCGGCGAGUUUCUGGCUCUCAGUACCCCCUCAGGAAUGAGUAUAAAGGGGAAUUUGUUCAAGGCCUGCGUCAUGGUCAAGGAACAUUCGUCUAUGCAAGUGGAGCAGUUUACUCUGGAUGUUGGAAGGAUAACAAAAAACACGGACAGGGAAAGUUUGUUUUCAAAAAUGGCUGUAUAUAUGAAGGGGAGUUUAUCAAUGACCAUAUGGCGAAAUUCCCAGGAUCCUCCACGAUUUCAUUAUGUGCACUAGGUGGAAUGCCUGGUAAACCUGAAGGUGAUAGUGCUUCACUACUUGGACCUGACAUGGCUUUGAAUAUCGAGACUCUAUUAAAUCAAAUUCCUGAAGCGCAAAGAAAGCAGGAGCUCAGCCAGGUGGAAUCUGCCAUUAUGAGACAUAUUGCAUUGCUGAGACCAAUAUACAGUCUGUACAGCAGUCUUGGACACGAGAACUCUCCAGACAACACUUUCCUGCUCAAUUACCUACAGUUCUGCCGCUUUCUUAAGGACAGCAGUGUCCACCAGCAUGGAUUAACACUGGCGCAGUUGGAUCACAUUUUUAACAAGGAUGCGUCUGUAGGGGAGGUUUAUUCACCUUUUAGUACGAUGUUCCUGAGAAAGUGGAUUAGUUGUCUUGUCAUUGCAGCAUACCAUCUUUACCACAGAGACUUUGAGUUCUCCUCUAGCUGUGUACUUGCAGAGUGUUUUUCUAAGCUCAUGAAGCAGAACAUCAUUCCCAAUGCCAAGAAUGUAAAAGGGAAUCUUUACUGCCACCCUCUUCGUGCUGUGACUGGCAAGAAGUAUAUUGACAGAUGCUGGGAGAUAUAUCAGACUGUCCCUAAAGUCAAGGCAGCUGCCAUCGCUGCCAUCAUGACUGCCAGGCACUUCAUUUGGAUGUUUCAGGUUCUUGGUCUCUUUGAUUGUACACUAACCACAAGAAGAUUACUGGAGAUCAUUUCACUAGAAAAUCCUGCAAUCUACAGUUCUGCUCACAGUAACCUGGAUUUGGAGAUCAGUUUUCUUGAGUUCUUUGAGGUACUGCUGGGUUGUGCUGAAGUGAAGAACGCAAACGGAGUCAGAACUGCACAACACAGUCAGUGUGAGUUGGGUGAUCCUGAUGGGAAUUCCUCAGGAGCUCAGGGGAGCAGCCCUAUUCUGAGCCAGUUGGCUUCUCUUCAGAAAUAUGAGUCAACAGUGCUGUUCCCAAGCACCAUCAUUCCGUCUGCUGCCAACAGCACAAAAUCCCUUGAGGAAUUUAAAUCCAAGGCAACAACACAGUCAUCCCUAACUGAAGAAACCCAAUGUAAAGAUCAGGGAAUUGACCCAUCUAAGCCGACCGACACAGAUGCAUCAGGGAUGGAAUUGAACAAACAAACUACAAGCAGUGUUUUCAUCAAAGACACAGAAGUGACCGAGCCACCAUGCAUAAACAUGGUUGCUGAAGAGGGACGACCUGAAGAACAGCUGGAGAACUGGAUCAAAUGUGUUCACCAGUUCUUUACACACACCUUCUUCCCAGCAUAUGAAGAGAACUUGGUAUGGAAAAAGCAGAUGCAAGAAGAACGCCAAAGACAAGCCACAGACAAAAGAAUCACUCUAGAAAAGGCCAAGGCAAACACCAAACUAAGAGAGCAGCAAAGGGCAGAAGAGGAGAAGAGAGCCAGAGAAGAAGAGGAGGAGGGAUCCAGAGAAGAGGAGGAAGAAGAGAAAAGCCAAGUCUUCAGUGACCUGACCAAUUCAUCUGCAGCUCUCCCAUCCCCAGCGACCUCCAGCUCUGUGGAUUUAAAGCAAUCGCCGACCAAGAAGAAAAAGAAGAAAUGACACCACAGUCUUCCAAAAAAGACAGCUUGCUUUAAUUGAUCAAAAUUUUAUAAAUGCAGAAAGGUAUAUUAUAAAUCUGGUAAUCCAAGUAUAUUUAAUCAAUUUUACUGUUAAAAAGUAAAUAAACUCCAUUACAAUGCUUGCCCACAUCUCUGCUCAAAUUAAGUAUCGGCAGGUGGCGUAAACAUCAUGAGGUCACGCUCGCACACUGACUCUCUCACACUCUCCCUCUGCUCAGGGGUGAACAGCAGCUGAUCGGCAAUCAUCUGAAACGCAACAGAAGGUCUGUGAGAUGUGUGACCUCAUACCACUGC